Molecule: messenger RNA, 1160 nt
Organism: Brassicogethes aeneus
Lineage: Eukaryota; Metazoa; Arthropoda; Insecta; Coleoptera; Nitidulidae
Source: the annotation of a GenBank genome assembly
ACUGGUCUUCACCUUCUUUGUCUCUGACAGCAACCAGAAAAUUGUUCUGUGAUUUUUCUGUGAUUGUUACAAACCAAAUACGUGUUUUAUUUGGAAUUGAUUUAUUUACUUACAAAAUUGACUUAAAAUUAUUUAACUUAUGUUAAACUGUUGGAAGUCAGAGAUAUCUCUGUUUGAAGUACAAACAUAACCUCAAUAAAUAAAGGGACGCAUACAAAACGCCAGAAAUCCAGUACCAGCCAAAGAAAGAUUAUUACCUAACAAUGAAGGAUGUUAUUGAUGUAAUGGAACUACAAAACACCAAACAGAGGAGGAAUCCUCUUUUGGAUUAUAAAAAAUUGGAUUUUAAUAAAGGAUUCACACCAGCAAGGUUUAUAUUUGAGUGUGGAAUAAAAUUGCAUGGACAACCUUUAACAUUAGCUACAGCAUCUAUUUUGAUGCACAGGUUUUUUAAGGAAGUUGAUCCUUCACAGUAUGAUCCUUUUUUGAUUGCUGCGUCAUCCUUGUAUUUAGCAGGAAAAGUUAAGGACGACCCUCUAAAAAUUCGUGAUAUUAUAAAUGUAGCUCAUAACACAUUGCAUAGAGGGAGUAGUCCAUUGGAAAUUGGAGAAGAAUAUUGGAAUAUGAGAGAUGCCAUAGUUCAAGCAGAAUUAUUAAUAAUGAGAGUCUUAAAAUUUGAAGUAUCUAUCUCUCACCCCCAUAAGUAUAUGCUACAUUAUCUGAAAUCCUUGGAAGGGUGGUUGGAAAAAGAACAAUGGUAUAAUCUGCCAAUUGCAAAAGUUUCCGCAGCAUUUCUCCAAGAUUUUCAUCAUGAUCCAUCCAUAUUGGAAUAUACUCCUCAACAUAUUGCUAUUUGUUGUAUUUCAUUGGCUCUACAGUUUUAUGGAGUUCAGUUGCCUCUUAUUGAAGAUGGCGAUGAUGAAAGUUGGUUUACUGUUUUUGUUAAAGACUUGCAAAAAGACCAACACUGGGAAAUUAUGGAAAAAAUCAUGGAUGUUUAUAAUGUAGAGCCAGAAACUUCUUGAGUUGCUACUAAGGAUUGGUUUGGUGAGAAAAAAAUCUUUUUAUGACUGACUUUUGUAUUACAAUUCUAUUCCACAAAAAAUGUUUCAUGUGUAUAUUUGUAUUUUAAUUUUUAAUAAAGUAAAUAAUGCUAAUAG